UCUGGAGGUUACCGGAGCUGGCCGGUCCCAGGCGGCUGCGCGGCUCCUCAAUAAUGCAGUGAGUCAAGCCCGGGAGAAAGUGUGGCGGAUGUCUGGCGGCGAGAGAAAGUGGGACCCGUGAAGUGGACUCUGGCCGGAACCAUGGUGAACACGGGGCUGCAGCUGAUCAGCUUCACCUGCGCCGUGACGGGCUGGAUCAUGGCCAUCGCGGCGACCGCCCUGCCGCAGUGGAAGGUGUCGGCCUUCAUCGGCGGCAACAUCUUGACGUCGGAGAUGAAGUGGGAGGGCAUCUGGAUGAGCUGCGUGUACCAGACCACGGGCCACAUGCAGUGCAAGACCUACGACUCCAUGCUGGCCUUGCCCCCCGACGUCCAGGCGGCGCGCGCCCUCAUGUGCGUGGCCAUCUUCCUGGGCUGGCUCUCCUGCACCGUGUCCUGCUGCGGCAUGAAGUGCACCACCUGCGCCGGCGACGACCGCCAGGCCAAGGCGGGCAUCGCCCUGGCCGGCGGCAUCCUUUUCGUGGUGACGGGGCUGUGCGUGCUGGUGCCCGUGUCCUGGACGGCGCACACCGUGGUGCAGGAUUUCUACAACCCCAACGUGCCUUCCAUGCACAAGCGAGAGCUGGGUCAGGCCAUUUUCCUGGGCUGGGCCGCCGCCGUCAUUCUGAUGAUCGGCGGGGCGGUGCUGAGCAGCACCUGUCCCCUCGCCAAGAGGCGGGGCGGGUACCGCCGGGGCUACGUGGGCCGCAGCUUUGCCAAUUCCCCCACUUCUGCUCCCAAUUUACCCAAAACCAUCACGCCCAGCAGCCUGCCGCUUAAAGAGUACGUCUAGGGCAGGGGUGUCCAAACUUUAUACCAACCAAUUAAACCAUGCGGGCAUCGUUUGGAUAUUUUUCAUUUUCAAACCAUAAUAAAACAUAUGGAUUUUUUUUUUUUUUACUUUUAGGGCUCCCAGGGACCAUAGAGGGUCUCUGUCAUUAACAUGUUAAAAAUAAGUCAUUAUUUUCAUUUUUUAUGUAAGGCUUACAGUACUUUAUAUCAACUUCAGGUUGAUAUAAAGUACAAAAAAAAAGGUUUUAUGCCUUUUCAGUCAAAGACAAGUUUGUUUUUUACAGUAAAUCUGAAGUAUGCAGUAUUUCUCCCAUUGCCCAAAACAUUCAAAUGUUUGAUCUGAAGUAAUUGGAGCCCUAAAAAGAUCAAUAAUACAAGACACCAUUGAUUUAAAUGUAUUAUUAUUUCUGAGUACUGUAUUUCCUUGAAUUGCCGCCGGGGCGCUAAUUAAUUUAAAACCUCUUCUCACUCCUGCGCUUACCAAGGCAUGCGGUAAAAGUAAGCAUGCGCUAAUUAUUCAAAAACCUCUUCUCACUCCGGCACUUACCAAAGGCAAGCAGUAAAAAUGUGAGUGUGAUGUAAGCUUGGACCUUAAAUCCUACUGAAUAGCUCUUAAUCUUCUUCCCUUUAUGCGAUUUCAAAUUACUGGUAUUGAAAUCAGCCUCCUCCAUUGUGAAAAUGAUGACGGGUGAAGUGUCACUCGUGACAUCACAAG
Molecule: messenger RNA, 1545 nt
Organism: Nerophis ophidion (straightnose pipefish)
Lineage: Eukaryota; Metazoa; Chordata; Actinopteri; Syngnathiformes; Syngnathidae
Product: claudin-7-like
Exons: 1
Coding region: 142-831 (229 amino acids)
Biological process (GO): bicellular tight junction assembly; cell adhesion
Cellular component (GO): plasma membrane; bicellular tight junction
Molecular function (GO): structural molecule activity
Source: RefSeq, a predicted model, not a curated record